This is a messenger RNA of Hypanus sabinus (Atlantic stingray), 2032 nucleotides long. It is a transcript of the gene rims3, whose product is annotated as regulating synaptic membrane exocytosis 3. The transcript has 8 exons. Gene Ontology annotation, cellular component: cytoskeleton of presynaptic active zone; presynaptic membrane. Bases 106 to 1107 code for a protein of 333 amino acids. Gene Ontology annotation, biological process: regulation of membrane potential; calcium ion-regulated exocytosis of neurotransmitter; regulation of synaptic plasticity. NCBI's taxonomy places the organism in Eukaryota, Metazoa, Chordata, Chondrichthyes, Myliobatiformes, Dasyatidae. Gene Ontology annotation, molecular function: transmembrane transporter binding; small GTPase binding. The record is from RefSeq and is a predicted model, not a curated record.
CGGGACCCCGCCGCGCCUGAAGCAGCCUCUGCCCCGGCGGGUCACGUUGUGAAAAGAGCCAGUGAGGACUCACACGGCGAAGAAGCACAGCAGCCGGGGAACAAAAUGUACAACGGGGCCACGGGCAAAGCAGCAAGGAAUGUCCUGCGGAGCUCCAGUAUAAGUGGGGAGAUGUACGACGUAGAAAAGAGUAGCACCAGCGGGCAGGAGCCGGGGACGGAUACUGCCAUUAAGAAGAGGAGAUCCAGUCUCGGUGCCAAGAUGGUGGCCAUCGUUGGAUUGUCGCAGUGGAGUAAAAGUACAACUCACCUCAACCAGACCACUCCUAAGAAUAUCUCAGCUGUUCUGUGCCAAGGGAUUGUAGGACACUGGCUGGCGCCCAUGAUUUCUUCACGUGAGGCAGCCACGAAGAAGUUACGGAGCAACAUCCGGAGGAGCACGGAGACGGGGAUCGCUGUGGAAAUGCGAAACCGUGUGACUCGGCAGGGCAGCAGAGAGUCGACGGAUGGCAGCACCAACAGCAACAGCUCAGAUGGCAACUUGGUUUUCCCCACGGCCAGACUAGGAGCAGAUGGGCAGUUCAGUGAGUUUCUGGAUGGCAUUGGUCCGGCUCAGCUGGUGGGACGGCAGACUUUGGCCGCCCCUUCCAUGGGUGACAUCCACAUUGGUAUGGCUGAUCGGAGUGGGCAGCUCGAGGUGGAAAUCAUUCAAGCCAGAGGACUGACUCCAAAGCCUGGCACGAAAGCUCUGCCAGUCCCAUACAUUAAAGUGUAUCUCCUGGAGAAUGGUGUGUGCAUUGCAAAGAGAAAAACCAAGUUAUCAAAGAAGACCCUGGAUCCAGUUUACCAGCAGGCAUUGCUGUUUGAUGAGGGCCCUCAGGGUAGGGUGCUUCAGGUCAUAGUGUGGGGAGAUUAUGGUCGGAUGGACCACAAAUACUUCAUGGGGAUGGCCCAGAUCCUACUGGAGGAGCUCGACCUGUCCACAUUAGUCACAGGCUGGUACAAACUCUUCCCGACUUCAUCUCUCGUGGAUUCCACAGUGACACCCAUCACUCGUCGGCUCUCCCAGUCCUCACUGGACAGCAGCACAGGCCCAGCUGGCCACUAGGUCUUCACUUACAGGACUUGUGCAUAUCAUCGGAAUGCCAAGGGGCAGGCUGUAUAUACUGUAUGUGCAAUUCGACCAAUGCUCGUAUCCGUUAUUGAUUUUACUUUUGUUGACCUUGAAAAUUAUAAGUAAUCUGCAACCUGUGCAUUCAUUUUACAUUUUGGGUAAUUUGCUUUCAUAUGUAUAAGGGAUAAUGUGCAAUAGAGGGAGAACCUUCCACUACAGUUCACGGACAAACCUUUCUUCUCCUGAGGGCAAUGCACACACCGCAACCAACAGUUGGAAUGAGAGUCAAAGGAAGCCAGAAAAUUCAGACAGCACAAUGCAGUAGAUCGAAGAGUGGAUGCUGUCACCCAUUCUUUCCCAAUGCUGUCACAUUUUCUCACCGAGUCACGGACCCAACCAGAGGGAAGAAAAACACAGCCCUCUCUGCUCUCUCCCCCAUGACUACUGUGCAUUUGCUUCAGUUUAAUGCAUCUGGAAUAUGUUAGUAAAGGUUCUCUCUCAGAGAUGGUGGAAGAUGUCAGCAUUUAGGUCACAUGGAGAGUGUGCUGACCCUUCUUACCACAACAGAAUUCCUCCUUGAACCCUGCAUCAACAAGCCCAUGAUCCCAACUAUGCCUUACCGAGUGUCUCUGAGCAUGAGUACCCUCCUAUCGAAUGAGGUUUGAGAAGGCAUGCUGAAUACUUGUACAACCUUUCCAUAGAUAACGUAUCCUUCAGCACCCCGAACCUUGGUAGGCAGCUAUAUUCCACCCUUCCACACUUCCUGCAGGAAGGCACCAGGCACAAGGCACACUACUUAUUCCAUGCACUGAAAUCUCAGUGCAGCAAGCGCUGGCUGGAUUGAGACCUGAAUAGUCCAAGCCAAUCCAGACAUCUCUUCAACUUAACACAUUCCUUCACAUAUCUGAAUUACUGCACC